Messenger RNA from Schistosoma guineensis, 2312 nucleotides. Lineage: Eukaryota; Metazoa; Platyhelminthes; Trematoda; Strigeidida; Schistosomatidae. The record is from the annotation of a GenBank genome assembly.
AUGUCAGAUAUUCUUCUGGCUGAAUACACAUUGAAACGUGCUCUACGUGAACAUACCACAGAUUUAGCUCCGACAAGUAACCCACACUUAUUAUGUACACCACUACCUAAACAUUGGAGGUCUAAUAAAUCAUUACCUAGUCAGUUUCGUGUAGUCAGUUUAAUCCCAGUACCGGAUGGUACACGUGUGACUGUGACAGCGGGAAAUGAAGAACGCCCAUGUGCUGAAUUAAAAAACCCAGUUACAAUAAUGCAUGGACAUGAAGCACGAUUUAGUGAUCUACGGUUUCUUGGUCGCAGUGGUCGUGGUAAAUCUUUCAAUAUAACCAUCACCAUUGAAACCACACCACCAAUUGUAGCUCUUUAUGCCAGAGCAAUCAAAGUGACAGUGGAUGGGCCACGUGUACCAAGAAGUAAAUAUUCUACAGUAAGAACAGGCAGAAUUUAUAAGGAAAUGAAACGAUUAGGAUCAAGACAUCAAAAUCUCUGUGAAUAUUCAACUAUUAAUCGUCCUUUUCCCAGUCGUAACAACUAUCCGAUUCCAGAAGAUCUUCAAAGAAACAAAAUGAAAAGGGCAACACAUGAAAUAAACUCUCAUGGAUUUAGUGAUAAAUUUAAAAAACACAACAUUCUAUCAACUCGAUUUUCGCCACCGAUGUUGGUUCGGGAAGAAUUGGCCCCUAUUACAUCGGAAACAGUAAAUAUUACAAAUAAUGCUACUAAAUCAUUAAAACUUCCUCGAUCGACUCAAAAGACAAAUGACAAGUCAUCUUCUCCGACUGAAAGCUCAAUAAAAUCUUUCAGUUCAAUUAGCGACACGAGUGGGAUAGGAUUUUCACCAUAUGAAUCAACUUAUUUACUGUCUUCAAUUAAUGAGGCAUAUGCAAAAUUAUUGGCAAGGCAAGCAUAUUUGGAUAAAAUGACAUUUAAUGCAACAACUACUUCAAAUAAUUUAAAUUCAUUGACCAAUAUUGCAGUGAAUACUCCUGGUUUCGUGACGACUAUCCCUCAAAAUGUUGGUAGUACAGAAAGGAGUAAGAAUACGAAUCUAAUUAAUACUGGUACGCAGAUGAAGGACAAUCACAUUCCACACUCCUUGGAGACAUUUUCACCUGUCUCGUUAUUCUCAACAUUAUUGCAUUGCAAUAGUGUUGACAGUCGAAUUAGUUCGAAUAUUAUCCCCACUAAACAUCAAGAUGUCAAUUACAAUACUACCGCAUAUCCGUCUGUGUUAAACUUAGAAGCCAUCGGACCUAGUAUAAAUUCGGUGAAAACUCCUUUCCAACUACAGGAAGCGCAUGGCACUGUUACUCCUGUUCGAAUUAAUUAUUUAGAUACAUCUGGUUGUAGGAAUACUAGCAAUAACUCUCAAACAGAUAAUGCACAAAAUCAAUUAGACUGUCUUCGGAGUGUACCACAAAACAGUGCAUCAUGUGAUAGACCUUGCCAGUCAAAUGAUUCAUCCUGUUCAUUAUUAUCAUCAUUUUUAUAUUCAAAUAUGACUCCAGAGUUAAACUCAACAAAAUUUAACCCAAAUGAAAGUAAAAGUAAUGUACAACCAGGUUAUUCGAAAUGGGAAGAAUUUGAUUAUCGUCAUUAUUAUAAUGCAUUUACAACAUUUCUUUCAGGAAUUUUAAACAUGUCAGGUAUAAAUCCUAAUUGUUUGGGGACCAAAAAAGUGAAUGAAACUACUUGUGAUAAUGAUAAUUUCCGAAAUAUACAUUCUAGUUUCAACAAAAUGAAAUGGAAUCGACAUGUUCUUAAUAAUAAAAAUAACAUUACGUCAUGUUUAAACAAUGAAUCUACAGAUAUGGACUCAACACUGAACCAAACACCUGAUAAGAACGACUCAUCAAAUCAUGUGCUAAGUAUAGAACAUUUGUUAGAUUUGAAUACACACGGUACUGCAAACAGUGAUACAGAUCGUAGUAAACAUGACAAUAAACAUAUGUUAGCAGAUGAAUGUAGUCCUGAUUAUUCAAAUUUCAUGAGUACCCCCAAUAAUAAGCAUAAUUAUGUAAAUUAUUUUCCUCAAACUGUACCAGGUCCAUUGUUGAUCAAAUCAAUUUUGGCCCGUCAUUUAAUCGAAAAUAAAUCGUUCAGAGUUUGAAACUAAUUUAUUAUAUUUGUAGAAGGUUAAAAUAGUGAAUUUAGGAGGCAGCACAAGUGAUCUUCAUCUGUUUUCAUCACAAUUAUGGCACAUAGAGACUAUGUAAACAUACACAAGCGUAUACAAACUUUUACAAUAUUGUAUUACGUUAACAUUUUACCUCAUAUAUAUAAGUGAAGAUUUAUUGUAUUCCUCAAAUUCAC